AUGGUUAAAACAAGGUCUUCGGCGAGGGUAGGGAGCACCGCUCAGAGUUCGACAACCACAAAUGGAACCUCCUCUGACAGAAACAGAAGUAGAGGAUAUAGGAACAGUCAAGCCAUACAAUCUGGCGCAACGGGGACUGGAUCGCAGGGAAAAGACCCGCUCGCAGCAGGCAUGCAAGGGUCCCGGAACAUGUAUGGCCAACACCCAGUCGUCAGCGGCUACAACAUUGGCAGCACAGGGCAGGACUCUAGAGCGCAGACCCUGCCCGUUACAAAUCCAAUGUACACGGGUGGCAUGUACCACGGGUAUGGUGGCGCAGGCCCGACCCUCGCGCCUAUGCCCUCCCCUUCGCCUACCUCGGUACUGACCUCGCCAUUUCCAGUGCAUCCGGAUAUUAAAUUUAAGAAGUUACCAUUCUAUGAUGUACUAGCUGAAUUAAUGAAGCCAUCAACCAUGAUGCCUCUACAACCUGGCCGGAUGCAGGAGGGUUCCUUCAUCUUCCAUUUAACGCCACAACAAGCCACAGAAAUAGCCACAGGAAAGGAUAUAGUCGGAAGCAGUAAUAAACUCGAUUAUGUAGUACAGGCCCAGCUACGGUUUUGCCUGCUAGAGACCUCAUGCGAACAAGAAGACUACUUCCCACCUAGUGUUAAUGUUAAAGUAAACAAUAAGAUGUGUCCACUGCCAAACCCAAUACCUACAAACAAACCAACGCCAGAACCAAAGCGGCCACCUCGGCCAGUCAACAUAUCCUCGCUAGUGAAGCUCUCCCCCACCGUGGCCAACACGAUACACGUGACGUGGGGGACCGACUUCACCCGGAACUAUGUCGUCGGCGUGUUCAUGGUUCGGAAGCUCACGUCCGCUGAACUGCUGCAGCGGCUUAAGAACAAGGGGACUAAGAAUCCGGAUUAUACUAGAUCUCUAAUCAAAGAAAAGCUAUCAGAAGACUACGACAACGAGAUUGCGACCACCUCACUGCGCGUGUCCCUAAUGUGUCCGUUGGGCAAGAUGCGUAUGUCGUGUCCGUGCCGACCUGCCAAUUGCCCCCACCUGCAGUGUUUCGACGCAUCUCUCUUCCUGCAGAUGAACGAGAGGAAACCGACGUGGCUCUGCCCGGUCUGCGAUAGACCUGCGCCGUACGACUCGCUAGUAGUUGAUGGAUACUUCCAAGAAGUGUUAACGUCGUCGCGUCUAGCGAGCGAUUGCAACGAGAUUCAGUUACACGCGGACGGCAACUGGUCUGCGCACGCGCCUCCGCCGAACGUGCCACAGGCUGCCCCAGCCGCCGAGCCGGUCACGCUUAUUCCGGAUGAGCUGGAAGUUAUACCAAUCGAUGGCACCGGAGCGUCAAAAAAAGCGGCAGUCGGUGAGAAUCGAACGCCGAAAUCAACCGAAGUACUGGUCGAUCUCACGUCAGACUCUGAGGAUGAGUUGCCUCUGAAGAGGAAGACACCAGCACCUAAGUCAACUCCUCCCUUACCUGACCAAACCCCUAAGGAGGAGAAUUAUAACUCUAGUAAUGCUGAAGCAGUAUCGUCGAGUGGUUAUCGCUCACCGAGCAACAGUGGGGCAGUGAUUUCAUUGGAUAGCCCUUCUCCCCCCGCGCCUACCUCCCCGCAGUCGACGCGUACUGCGCCCGCGCCUGACGUCAGCGAAUCGCACGCGGACACACAUUGUACAAGUAACAGUGAGCGCGAAGAGAACGAAACGACGACGUCACAUUGGGCUCCAUACGCCGACUCCGAACAGAGCGAAUCCUAUAGAAGAACCGCUUACGAUCGCAUCGAAAAACAACCUGAUGAGCCAAAAGAUAUUACGAAUGAGCUACCUUCGAUGAGUGAACCCAUGGAAGUUCAAGAUGCUGUAGCAUCUACUUUAGCGCAGACAAUAUUCGCUCCUUAUAAAUCGAAAGCACAAAAGCAACGUGAGUACAGACAGCGAAUCGCAGCGUCUAGAACUCUUGCUCAGGCGGCUGCUGCGAAGAAAUCAAAAAACGAAAGACAGCGCAAGAACAGAUUACGCCAAGCUACUAACUUGGCUGAUGCUGGGAGUUCUCUUGAGGCUUCAUCUUCAGAGGAAGAUUUGAAAAAUGCUCCAAAAACAAGAGCACAAAUACAACGUGAGUACAGACAGCGGAUUGCUGCAUCCAAAACUCCUGAACAGGCAGCAGCUGCAAGAGAAGCACGUAAUGUAAGAGAUCGAAACAACAGAUUACGCCAAGCCAAUAACUUGGCUGUUGCCAAUGGUUUUCUAGAAGCGAAAACUUCAUCUUCGUCUCGUUCAGGACAAAGCCAGUAUGUACAUCCAUCAUGGAAGUUGACACCGUUGUACCACGACUGGUGCGACUUCAACACGAACGUGGAAAAUGACGAAACACUUCUCAAAUUGAUGAAAGACGUGUUUAAUCUCAAUUGUCAAGACGCUAAUAAGACAACACCACCAUCGACUUGA
Leptosia nina is the source of this 2454-nucleotide messenger RNA. NCBI's taxonomy places the organism in Eukaryota, Metazoa, Arthropoda, Insecta, Lepidoptera, Pieridae. The record is from the annotation of a GenBank genome assembly.